AUGGCGACGAGCAUGGACACUUCCCGGAGCUCUCCGGAAAAAGGGGGUGAACAUACGCGAACCUCUACAUCUUUCGAUGCUGUUGACAGGCGUUCACAUAUAAUCGAAGUCACGCCGGUCGCCGAAACCCGAUGGCAAUACCUUCAUCGAUACUUCACAACCUGGGAAGGAUGGGUUGGGAAUUAUGACUACCUCUACCUUAUCACCCCGAACAUUUGGCCACUCAAUAGGCGGUACAAGGACUAUGAAGCACCAUUCUACGGUCUCAAUGAUGAAGUUCCGAUUUUUCUCACAAUUAUUCUGGGCCUGCAGCAUGCCUUAACAAUGAUCGGAUCCAUCGUAUCACCACCUUUAGCGAUCGCAAGCGGAAGCUUUUAUCUAAACACGACGCAAAGCCAGUACCUGGUCUCCGCAGCAUUCAUCACCACAGGCAUUGCAACAGCGCUCCAAGUCACGCGAGUCCAUUUAAAGAAAACACCAUUUUAUAUCGGAACUGGACUGCUAUCAGUUGUGGGACCCACAUUUGAUAUCAUUGCUAUUGCAUCUAGCUAUGCUGAGAUGCGGUAUAAAAAUGGAACAUGUCUAACCUCAUCGGAUGGGUCUCAAUUGCCAUGUCCUGAUGCCUGGGGUGCGAUGCUUGGAACGAUGUUAUGCACUGUCUGGAUCCAGGUUCUACUAUCCUUUGUACCGCCAAAGACCCUGAAUCGAAUUUUCCCCAAAGUCGUCACUGGUACACUUCUCCUGCUAGUUGGUGUUUACCUGAUCUCCAGCGGGAUGGAGAACUGGGGCGGGAGCUCAAAUUGUGAUGGUGGAAGUGGUUACUAUAGCCUUUGUCCAAAUACCGCAGCACCCAAACCUCUCCCUUGGGGUGAUGCAAAGCUCAUUGGUCUCGGCUUUAGUGUGUUUAUCACAAUCAUCAUCGUCGAACUAUUUGGAUCUCCGCUCAUGCGCUCUGCAUCUGUCGUUUUCGGUCUUGCAGCUGGAUGUGCCAUCUCUGGUGCGACGGGAUACUGGUCAAGAGAUAAUAUCGAUGAGGCACCCGUGGUUACCUUCCUUUGGGUCCAUUCGUUUAAGCUGUCUGUUGAUGGCUCAUUGGUUCCUCCGCUGCUGAUCAUGUAUAUCUGCGAAGCCGUGAGCUGCAUGCCGGAUAUUCUGGCGACCGCUGAAAUCUCUGGAGUGGAUAUCGAUGGAGUCGAGUUCAACAGUAGAAUUCAAGGAGGUAUCUUAUGUGACGGACUUGGGAGUUUAAUUAGUGCCUUGGGUACUGGACUGCCCAUGGUCAGCCAGGCAGGUAACAACGGUGUCAUUUCCCUCACCGGCUGUGCGUCUCGUCGAGCCGGAUGGUGUGCAGCCGCGUUUCUCGUCCUCAUGGGUAUAUUCGGCAAAUUCGGUGCAGUCUUUGGCUCGAUGCCCGCGUCGGUACUGGGCGGAAUGCAAGUAUUCCUUUACAGCACCAUUACCGUGGCUGGUGUGAAGGUGUUGAGCCUGGUGGAAUUUACCAGACGAAACCGAUUCAUCCUCACUGCUGCAUUGGGCAUUGGCUUUAUGGAUAUUGUUUCUCCGAGUUGGUUUGACAAAAUCCUCGAUUAUAGCGGAUCAAAUGUGAGCUUGGAAGGGUUUGAAGAAGGAAUCAACCUUAUAGUGGAGACACCCUUCAUCAUCGCGGCUAUUGUUGCUGUGAUAUUGAACCUGGUUCUACCCUAUGAUAUCAAAGACGUGAAGCGUGUCGCUGAGGAUGAGCGCCCACCUCUGCCUACUUGA
Penicillium malachiteum is the source of this 1761-nucleotide messenger RNA. RefSeq lists its product as uncharacterized. Gene Ontology annotation, biological process: xanthine transport; transmembrane transport. Gene Ontology annotation, cellular component: membrane; fungal-type vacuole. The record is from RefSeq and is a predicted model, not a curated record. NCBI's taxonomy places the organism in Eukaryota, Fungi, Ascomycota, Eurotiomycetes, Eurotiales, Aspergillaceae. Gene Ontology annotation, molecular function: xanthine transmembrane transporter activity. Bases 1 to 1761 code for a protein of 586 amino acids. The transcript is spliced from 4 exons.